This is a messenger RNA of Ilyonectria robusta, 1703 nucleotides long. RefSeq lists its product as uncharacterized. The record is from RefSeq and is a predicted model, not a curated record. Bases 37 to 1590 code for a protein of 517 amino acids. NCBI's taxonomy places the organism in Eukaryota, Fungi, Ascomycota, Sordariomycetes, Hypocreales, Nectriaceae. The transcript has a single exon. Gene Ontology annotation, cellular component: membrane.
ACCGAAUAUGACCAAUUAGGCCAAAAUUUGCUGAGAAUGCCGUCGAUCAAGACUCUCUAUCCCAGGGCGUGUGACAACCGCCUUCAAAAAAGCCAGCCGGUGCCAAAGAAGACCCGUCUAGCCUUUUGCAAGGCGGUCGGCACUAACUUCCUCCUCCUCCAACUUCUGUUCCUUGGUCUCUUCUGCUACAUCUUCGGCGCCCUGUUCCGACAGACUAGCCACACUCACAAUAUCCACGUCGUCUUUGUUGACUACGAUGGAGGGGCUAUCGGUAACGCUGUACGAAAUGCAUAUGCGUCGCUCCAAAGGGACGGCUUUCUCUCUUUGGUAGAACGAUCGCCCCUCGACCUUCAGACGCCAGCCGAUGUGCGGGAAUCAGUCUGUCAGGCGAGAUUCUGGGGAGCUCUAUAUGUGACUCGGGGCGCAUCAAAUAAGCUGCAGGAAGCGUUGACGAACAGUACGGCAGCGUCAGCAUAUAACAGCAAGGACGUGAUGACAUACGUUUGGAACGAGGCUUUAUAUGCACCUGUCGUCGAUUCCGCAGUAUCCGCAAACCUUCAGCUUCUGUCUGCCACUGCCAGAGUGGCAUACGCUACUGGAGAUGGAACAGGCAAUAUUCGGUCCGUCUCUGGUCGAGCUGCGCUGUCGGUCCUCGCAGAACCGUGGCAACUUCAAUCCAUCAACAUCCAGCCAACGACGCAAGGGUCCAGGGCAAUCUAUAAUACUGUGGUGAUCAUCAUGGUUCUCAUUCAAGAAUUCUUCUACCUCGGUACUAUCAACGGCCUCUAUGCUCAGUUUAAGAUCUAUACCCGCGUCGAUCCAUACCGCAUCAUCCUCGUACGCAAUUUAAUUUCCAUCACCUACACCUUCAUUGGGUCGCUCUGCGUUAUCGGCGCCAUAUGGGCUUUUAAGUCAGGCUGGAACAUCAAUGGAAAUCAAUUCGUCUUGUCCUGGGUCACAUUAUGGCUUUUCGCACACGCCAACUUUCUCACUCUGGACGUCUUUACGGUAUGGCUGCCACCUCCGUUUGUUCCCAUGGCUCUUAUAUCCUGGAUCAUCUUAAACGUCACGUCUAUUUUGUUGCCGUUUGAUCUAAGCCCGGCAUUCUAUCGCAUUGGGUAUAUGUUCCCGGCUCACGAGGUCUAUCAAAUUCUGACAGACAUAUGGUCGGGCGGGUGCAAUCCGCAACUACACUAUGCGUUACCGAUUUUAUUUGCCUGGGAGGUGGUAAGCUUUCUCUUGAGUGCUCUAGGGGUCUUUCGCAGAUGUCACUUCGCAGUGCUCGGAGAAGAGCUGCAGGCAAAGGAGUUCAAGGAACGCCUUGACGUUGCCACGGCAUUUGAGAAGGAAAGGCUAAAGGAGAGAAGGCCCUCGCGGCCAGAGCCUACGACACCGGAGGCUAAAGAAGAGCCCGAAGAACCAUCGUCGGAGGCAAAUGUUGUCGAAGACAGAGACGAAGAAGAACUAGCCGGCGUCCUCAAGCGAGUCACCACGAGGCAACGACGGGAUCAAGAAAGGGCGAAUACAGCUUGCCAUUUUGGCCCGUCCUUCGAUCUGCCAUUUAAUAUCGAGAGUAGUGAUGAAGAGUAAUUGGUGGGGGAAAGGUUCACGGCGACCCAGAAGUCACAAAUUGCAGGAUAUAUAUUUUUUACAUACUAUUUGGGCUUUGGAAUGUUUUAAGAAUGAGAACACAUGUGUUUACU